Molecule: messenger RNA, 429 nt
Organism: Symbiodinium pilosum
Lineage: Eukaryota; Dinophyceae; Suessiales; Symbiodiniaceae
Source: the annotation of a GenBank genome assembly
GACAGGUUGCGAGCAGAUGUCGAGAUGUUGGGGCGCGCCCUAGCUGGCACACUGGACUCCGUUCCAGCAAUGCUCUUUGACUCUGGAGUGAGUACAUCUGCCGUAGAUCAAAUGGGACGCUUUCUUUUUCGCAUCCGCAUGCUACCCGGGUAUCACCAGCACUCUUACUUCUACUUGAGGAUGGACUGCCUCCAGCGUCUUCUGGCUACUGGCAUUGACCUUCGAUCAAUUGUUAUCGACCCAUUUUCCGCUUUCCAAGUGGCGGUCCUCCAGUUCAAGUUUCUUGGCAUACGGCGGUACCUGAAAGCCAUCCUUCACCACCUGCGGUGUGUUCAAAAACGUAGGCCUCCGCCACUGCAGACUUUGCUUGAAAUGGCCAUUCGGUGCGGACAGCUGGAUGUUACAAAGCUGCUGAUUCUGCGAGGCUAG